AUGGACGACUCUAUCUGGGAAUCAUACAAGCCAGAACUUCAACAGCUGUACAUCCAACAGAACAUGAAACUGCCGGAAGUCAUGGACUUUAUGUCGACAGAACACGGCUUUCAAGCAAGCAAAGGGCAGUACACGAAGUACUUUUCCCGCUGGAAAUUUCAGAAGUACCAGACAGUGUCCUCAUCAAAUAGCAAGUUCAUUGACAGACGUGUCAACAAACGACGGCAAAUGUUCGGCAAAGAAAGCGAGGUGUACAUCAACGGCGUCGAGUAUCCCACUAAAAAGGUCAAAAGAGCGCGAUACCGCAAAGCCUACCUGACGGCGUCCGCCGCAGUUGAUAUCAAUUCUGACGGAAUCGUUGUCUGCACCCCCGUAUCACCUGGGAUGAAUAUCCACUGGAACAAUUCGCUUCCCUGGCUACGGUUCGCGAGGCUAUUGCAACCUGGAUCAAUUGAAGAUCUACCUUCGCCGGCCGCGAGACUCGCCGUCACCUCCCCACAAAGCCACAACGCUGACUCGUACACGGUGAUCCCGGAGCUACUGAAGUGGCUGAAGGAUGUCGUGCCUUGGUCCCGCCUCUCCCUCGCGGAAGGCAUUAACAGCGCCUCGCGCAUCGACACAGUUCUGAGAAUUCUCUUACCAGAAGCGCAGGAGGGUCAGCACUAUGCACUAGCUGCGAGAAUCUGCGGGUACAAACAAACCACCCUGGAUACCUUCAGUAUAACCAUGUUCUUGUUAUCGAACAACUUCCCGACAGGAGACCGAAAGUCACACGACCAGCGUGUGUUGAAAAUGCUCCGAGCCUCCGGUUGGGAUAGUCGGACCAAACUUCAAGAGUUGCUAUCAAGUAAGGAGCCAACGGCUGGAGCGAUCAUGGAACAGCUCUUCGGAAGCGCAUUGCGGGAGUUUGAUAUAGAUAUUGUGAGCAUGCUACUUGACGCUGGCAUGAGCCCCGACUGUCUGAUCCGCGGCGACUGCAGUGAACCCAGUACACCGUUGGGGUUCCUGGCAGGACAUCUUUGGGAUAGGCGUGCUACUGACCCAAUAGGCCUCCUUAACCUUCUUCACUCCCACGGAGCAGAUAUUGACAAGUCGGGCCAUCGAACCUCACCUCUCGAAGAGGCUGUGCGUUGCAGUGAUACUGACACAAUUGAGUGGUUCCUCUCCCAUGGAGCUCAAAUCACGCGGUCAUGUAUAGCGGGUAAGAGAUCCGGAAACGUUGGUGGGACUAAGAUAUUGGCUCGCGCGGAUGUUGAUUCUCCAUCUUGGGAUAUUAGAUCGGGAUCGUAG
Molecule: messenger RNA, 1290 nt
Organism: Aspergillus calidoustus
Lineage: Eukaryota; Fungi; Ascomycota; Eurotiomycetes; Eurotiales; Aspergillaceae
Source: the annotation of a GenBank genome assembly